Messenger RNA from Ostertagia ostertagi, 1065 nucleotides. Lineage: Eukaryota; Metazoa; Nematoda; Chromadorea; Rhabditida; Trichostrongylidae. The record is from the annotation of a GenBank genome assembly.
AUGUUUGCUGAGCAACAACUGCAGUUCGGUCAGGAGUUACAUGCAGAGCAGCUGCUAGCAAAUCAGAUGCGGUCUAGGAAGAGACCAAAUGAUGACAUGAAUCCUAAUGUAGACCCUGCGAAGCGGAUGGAUAACAGAAAUAAAGAGAACUGCUCUCCAGAGUUGGCAAUGGUUCCGCCGAUGUACCAGAGCACACCGCUAAUGGCGGGUCAACGAGAGUUCUUCAAUCCCAACAUGGCCUCACAGAUGCAGUUCUAUCCAAAUUUCUUUCAACACCAGUCUGCGUUGUCAUACAUGGAACAGAAUUCGAUGUCCUCUGAUAGUGGAAUACUUUCAGACGAAUCGAGAAAUGAUUCGAUUUUCGAAAGCAACAAGCAAAUAAUACCUCCACGGCCAGAAGCAAAACCGACUACGUCCAAUGUAAAUCCUCUGGAAGUAUUCGAUGAAGCACCAGGACGGUUAUGUCUUUUGAAUGCGUCCACAAAGUAUAAGGUGACACUGAGCGAAAUUCACCGUCGCAUGAGCCAUCCGGAAACUCUACACGCCAGUCUCAUCAACGGUGUUCUCAGAAAGGCGAAAACGAAGGACGGUUGCAAAAUGUUACGUGAUAGACUGGCAGAGAAAGGAGUAUCACUUCCCUCAGGACGAAGAAAGACCGCACCAACGACGUCGUUCACAGCACUUUGUGAAAGAGAAGCUCUUGUGAUGGCUCGCGAUUUCAAUAAUCUCUGCCACAACAGUCUGAACACCUUCGAGAUUGCACGGCACUCCAACCGACUCCAGUACACGCCACAGGAGCUGGCAAUAGUCAGGCGUUACUUGGCUGGAAUAAUGGCAAUAUUCGACGAAGUACCAGAAGACCCAGAGGAUUACGUGGAGAAGAAUUCGGCUACACAUUCGAUUAACAUCUUUAGUAUGCUCACCCACGGAUUCGGCCAUAACGCUUUGAAGUCUGCAUGGAGAGUGCUGGCAAAGAUUGUUGACACGCAACACGCCAUGCUCCAAGGAGUACCCCCUCAAACGCAAAACUUCCACAUGCCGUACCACAUGCAGCAGUUCUUAUAG